AUGCCCCCCCAUGUCAGGAGGGGGAGGUGGGGAGGGGGCGCUCAGUGCUGCCCCCCGGCGGCGCGCCCCGGCCCGGCCCGGCCUGCCCCGCUCCCCCGCAUCCCCCCGCCCGGCACCGCGGCCUCGGGGCCGCCGCCCGCACCUCCAUCGCAGGCGGCGGCAGGGGGCACGGAUGGGACGGGGCGGCCCCGCAGUGUCUCCCCCGCCGCUCACCCCCUCCCCCCAUGCCGGGCAGGCCGCGGGCCUGCGAACGGCGGCGGAGCGGGCGCCAACAAAAUGGAGUCGGCCAGGCCCUGCGCCCCGGCGGGGCACCCGGGCGGCGCCGCCCCCGUGCACCGCUGGCACCGCUCCCCGGCCCCGGUGCCCGCGGGCGGUCAGCGGGGCGGGUGGCGCGGGUCGCCGCCCGCCCCCGCUGGGCUCGGGUUACCCUUGCCAUUGUCCGCCGCGCCCGCGGCCGGCCCGCCCGGCGCCGCCGCGCUCCCCCGCCGCCCUUCCGCGACCGGCGGGGCGGCUGUCGCCCUCCGCGGGGCUGCCGUGCAGAGCCGUGCGAGCCUUGCCGAGCCUCGCCCGCCGGGAGCGGCGCCGGGUGCCCGCGGCCUGGCUGUCGCCGGGCUCCGCCCGCUCCCGGACAGCCGCGCUCCCCACCCGCCCUCCCCCGCCGAAGCGGCGCGCACCCGGCCGCGCGCCGCCCCGUUCCGCCGGGACGGGCUGCCACCGCGCCCCGCAAACGGCCCGCGGCGGGCGGCGGCUCGUCGCUACCUCCGAUGCGGGCCGGGGUCUCCGCCGCCAGCCGCAACGGGUCGGGCGCCAGCGCCAGCGCCGCCGCCGCACCGGCACGGCUGGGCAGGCACGGGGCGGGGCAGCCGGGGCAGCGGGAUGUGGCACCGGGCGUUGCUGCCGGGGCCGCGGGGGCAGGGCAGCGCUGCCGCCCCGGGUGCCGCCGCGGGGCUCGACGCGGUGCUGCCCGGCGGACCCGCUCCCCCCGCCGCCGCUGCCCUUUGUUUCGCCCCCGUCCGGACGUCCCGGCGUGCGGGAGCCCCCGCCGUGCUGGCGCCGCGCUCCCCGCCGGGCUGGGCCCCGGAGCAGCCGCUCUGCGCACCCAGGCAGGGAGCGCCCGCUGCCCGGGCCUCGCUGCCCCGCAGGCACAGCUUUUUUCCCCGCUGA
Camarhynchus parvulus is the source of this 1164-nucleotide messenger RNA. RefSeq names its product basic proline-rich protein-like. Bases 1 to 1164 code for a protein of 387 amino acids. Lineage: Eukaryota; Metazoa; Chordata; Aves; Passeriformes; Thraupidae. The transcript has a single exon. The record is from RefSeq and is a predicted model, not a curated record.